Molecule: messenger RNA, 9467 nt
Organism: Ailuropoda melanoleuca (giant panda)
Lineage: Eukaryota; Metazoa; Chordata; Mammalia; Carnivora; Ursidae
Gene: UBASH3B
Product: ubiquitin associated and SH3 domain containing B
Exons: 14
Coding region: 3112-4968 (618 amino acids)
Biological process (GO): collagen-activated tyrosine kinase receptor signaling pathway; negative regulation of protein kinase activity; regulation of release of sequestered calcium ion into cytosol
Cellular component (GO): cytoplasm
Molecular function (GO): protein binding; protein tyrosine phosphatase activity
Source: RefSeq, a predicted model, not a curated record
GUUUCACUGUAUAUAUAAAAAUAAAUAAAUAAACUGAAGCUUUCACAGACCUCGCUUGGGGCUUCCCAUAGGAUAGAGCUUUCGGGAAGUUACUGAGCAGACACGUUGAGCUUAUGGUUCCCAGCCUGAUGGCCAAACAGUCUUUAAUGCCUCAGUUCUAAGCAGGUAGGAUUUUAACCUUAAUGAUGAUUUCUACAGGGCACUAUGCCACUACACGUCUGCUUCAAAAGACAGCAGAAGGUGAGAACAAGUGAGCUGGCCAUGUAUCUGAACUUGGGCCAUGUUUAGCACAUCUGUAUCAGGACAGCAUUGCAAGUGACCGCGCGGCCUCUGGCUCCCAUCUGUGCAGAAUACACAGAAAGCAGCCCCACUCUAGGGAAGGCCCGAGACUGUUGACAGACGGUUCUCCUUAUCUUGUUUUCACAUCGGUUGCAACACGUUGUAUGUUCAGAACAAGCGUGGGUGGGGGUUCCUCCUGCCCUGCCCUGUGCUAGCUGUUAAAAUAAGAGGGCGGUGUAUCAUAUUGUUUUUCAAGUAUAGAGCAGGCCACCAGUGGUUGGUGAUUCCAGUGGGUCACGGAGGGAUUUGGCGAUUGCAAAGAAAAACCAACUCAGCUCUUUUGGGGACUACGUCAACAGUCUACAUAAUAGUCAUUCAGUUUUGGAGAUUAGGGUUUGUUUGACUGCUAUGGGACACUAGGUACAGCUCUCAGAACACUUAAACUACAAUUUCCAACUCAAAUCAUUGGACGAUUUUUCAAAUCGGUCACCAGGAGUCGUAGCGUGCCAUUGAUCACUAAUAUUCCAAUUGCACUUCCCAGGCAACAAACGGCUUUUACGUAUGGUUAUUCCCAUGUAACAGAUGAGAACCCCAAAGCACAGAAAUAUUAAGAAAAUUCUGACCACAGUCCUAUGUCUUACAGCUAGGGACCGAGUUGGGUAGAAAUCUAACGCGGGUCUACUGCCUCCCAGUUGUGGGUCCUUUGUCCUCUGCCAUCCUGCCCACAUCUGUCUCCAUCUUGUUCAAACCGAGUUGUGCAUUUACUGCUUCUGCAUACAGUACCUCAGUGCCCUGCUAAUUGAGGAUUAGGGAGGGCAGGGGAGCCAGGGAAGAUCAUUGGAAAUUGACUCAAUGGGUUGCACCGUAGAUACGUAAGUUUACAGCAACUCAGAGAUACAAGUGAGGAAAGAGACUGCUAUUUGCGAGCGAGCAGCUGCUGGACUGUGAGCGAGGACCUGUCACUGUGCAAGAGGGUGUAUGUUUAAAUACUGCCUCCCUCAACCCUCCACCAGCUCCUGGAGACAUGUUCUCAUCCCCAUCCAACAGAUGAGAGCACUAGAGCCUAGAGAUAACAAACUCGCCCAAAGUUGCAUUAACAAGUCAGUGGUGGAGCCUGACUUUGAGCCUAGGUUUGUCUGAUUCCAAAGCCAGCCCAGUCCAACCCCCACACUCCAUCGACGAGGAAACCAGUGGUGGAGCCACUGUGAUGGUCUCACAGCAAUCGCGGAGCUGGGUCUGCUCAACAUAAUCCCGGUUCCCUUCCCAGACCACCUGGUGACCUCUGCUCAGAGGGUUGGGAUUCCCCACUGUCCCAUCCAAUGAAAAGUCGUCAGCAUUGCCAUGACUUCCCCUCCCCCCACCUGGGCCCCUGGCGUCAUGAGAGCUUUUCAGUUUUUUGCGGUUCACACCAGCCAUUAAUUUUUUACCUCUUGUUGCUCCCCACCUUCCAGAAUUUUCCAUGCCCUUCAUCUGGGCUCUGCCAAAAGUUGUUCACAAGUAACCCCAUUUGAUUUCUACAUUUUCUCCCUCCCUUGCAACAUGGUAUGAGACAACAGAAAAAUAAGAUAGCAUAAAGCUAGCAGAGAGACAGGUGGAAGGAGCACAGAGUGAAGGAGUACCCACAGUAUGUGAGAGCCCAGAGUCAGUGUUAGGAAGGCACCGGCUCUGAGGAUAUCAGAAACGAGGCCCUGGAGCACCAUGGGCCCCACGUGUGAAGGAUCUGUUGCUACAAAGGCCAGAACCUAAAACUGACCCCCCACCCCCAGCGCUCCUGCAAUCCUCUGUCUCUACUCGUCACACCUGGCACACCCACCCCUUUGGGAAUCUCCUCGCUUCAGGGCUGUUGUUGAUGCCCAUCUUACCCCGAAGCUGUGUGUAUGAAUGAGUAACGUAUGCCAGCCAGGUACCGGGAUUGGUUCUCAAUCUCUUGGUCCUGGGCAGGGAAGGCGAAGGAGUUGCAUGGAAGGAAACUGGUAUCCAUUAAGUGCCUGCUCUACAGAAGUUAUUUCAUUCAGUCCUCACAACAACACCGUGAGGUGGAUUUCCAUCCCAUUUCACAGAGGAGAAGACUGAGGAGCUCACAGUGGGAGGUGAUUUGCUCAAGGCUUCCCAGCUAGCAAGUGGCAGAGCCAGAAUCAGCACCCAGCUCUCUCUCCAGGGCACAAACUCUUUCCACUUUGCCAUGCAUCAGAUGUAGCCCAGAGCCUGCCCCUGACAUUUUCCAGAGGGGGAAACAACAUGACCCCGGAUCUCAAAGAACUCAAUCCCCAUGAGCGUGGCACGUGGAGCUGCAGAGUUGGGUUUGAAUCUUGGCCCAGCCCAUUCCUCACUGUGUUAUUAGCAUGUCCUUCAGUCUCUUCGGUGAAAGAUCUGGAAAUCGUAGUGCCUACCUUCCAGAAUUAGCAUGAGAGGACAGAUUUCUCAAUGUUGCGUGAACUCUUAAGCUCUCUGUGAAUGGUAUUAUUUAAUUUAAAAACUCAAUCAGGGAAUCGACUCUGGUUACCUACAGGCCAGCGGUGGAGCCAGUCAAGACCUUUAUUCACCUGGCCCCACUUGGUGGGCAGGUGCACGGUGUGAGCAGUCAGGUGCGGAUAUUAGAGGAAGCGCAGCACGUGAGCCCGCGGGGCCCGGAGAAGAAGCGGGGGUAGCCAUCGACCUCUCUCCCCGCGUGGAGCAGCCCUGCCUCUCCCAUAAGGUGGAAGUCAGUGUCUGCUGCUUAAGUGAUGGACCCGGAAGUUAUUCUUUACAGAUCUGGCUUGAGACCCGGUUCCUCAAGGCUCUCAGCUAAGUGUGAAGUCCCCGCACCCCCCACCUCCACCCCAGUGCGGGCGGAUGGCUUCACCUCGAAAGCGUUGGCUCCUCCUUGGUUUGUGGGCCCUGACCAGAGUUACAGAUGACAAAAAGCCUUGGCAUCCACAGGAGGAAGAAGUGUUCAGGCAGCAUGUGACUGGUUGGCUGUUCUCGCACGUCGGCGACCCCUUCCUGGAUGACCCCCUGCCCCGGGAGUACGUCCUGUACCUCCGACCCACCGGCCCCUUAGCACAGAAGCUCUCCGACUUUUGGCAACAGUCGAAGCAGAUCUGCGGGAAGAACAAGGCGCACAACAUCUUCCCCCACAUCACCCUCUGCCAGUUCUUCAUGUGUGAGGACAGCAAGGUGGACGCCCUGGGGGAAGCCCUGCAGACCACGGUCAGUCGCUGGAAAUGCAAGUUCUCGGCCCCACUGCCCCUGGAGCUCUAUACCUCCUCCAACUUCAUCGGCCUCUUCGUGAAGGAAGACAGCGCGGAGGUCCUCAAGAAGUUUGCCGCUGACUUUGCUGCAGAGGCUGCGUCCAAGACCGAAGUCCGUGUGGAACCCCAUAAGAAGCAGCUCCAUGUCACCCUGGCUUACCACUUCCAAGCUAGCCACCUACCCACCCUGGAGAAACUAGCCCAGAACAUUGAUGUCAAACUAGGCUGCGACUGGGUGGCCACCAUAUUCUCGCGAGAUAUCCGGUUCGCGAACCAUGAGACAUUACAGGUGAUCUACCCCUACACCCCACAAAAUGAUGACGAGCUGGAGCUGAGCCCCGGGGACUUCAUCUUCAUGUCUCCAAUGGAGCAGACCAGCACCAGCGAGGGCUGGAUCUAUGGCACGUCCUUAACCACCGGCUGCUCCGGACUCCUGCCUGAGAACUACAUUACCAAGGCCGACGAGUGCAGCACCUGGAUAUUUCAUGGUUCUUACUCGAUCUUAAACACAGCAUCUUCUAACGCGCUCUCAUUUGGUGAUGGUGUGUUGGAGAGGCGGCCGUACGAGGACCAGGGCCUGGGGGAGACAGCGCCCCUGACUAUCAUCUGCCAGCCCACUCAGCCUCUGAGGGUCAAUAGCCAGCCCGGCCCUCAAAAGAGAUGCCUCUUUGUGUGUCGGCAUGGGGAGAGGAUGGACGUUGUGUUUGGGAAGUACUGGCUCUCCCAGUGCUUCGAUGCCAAAGGCCGCUAUAUACGCACCAACCUGAACAUGCCUCACAGUUUACCUCAGCGGAGUGGUGGUUUCCGGGAUUAUGAGAAAGAUGCUCCAAUCACCGUGUUUGGAUGUAUGCAAGCAAGGCUGGUGGGGGAAGCCUUAUUGGAGAGCAACACCAUUAUCGACCACGUCUAUUGCUCCCCAUCCCUGCGCUGCGUUCAGACUGCAUACAACAUCCUGAAAGGUUUACAACAAGAAAACCACUUGAAGAUCCGCGUAGAGCCUGGCUUAUUUGAGUGGACGAAAUGGGUCGCUGGGAACACGUUACCCGCGUGGAUACCCCCAUCAGAAUUAGCUGCCGCCAACCUGAGUGUUGAUACAACCUACAGACCUCACAUUCCAGUCAGCAAAUUAGUGGUUGCAGAAUCCUAUGACACUUACAUUAGUAGAAGUUUCCAAGUGACAAAAGAAAUAAUAAGUGAGUGUAAAAGUAAAGGAAAUAACAUCCUGAUUGUGGCUCAUGCAUCCUCCCUGGAAGCGUGUACCUGCCAGCUUCAGGGUCUGUCUCCUCAGAACUCCAAGGACUUUGUACAAAUGGUCCGCAAGAUCCCAUACCUGGGGUUUUGUUCCUGUGAAGAAUUAGGAGAAACUGGAAUAUGGCAGCUGACAGACCCACCUAUCCUUCCUCUCACCCAUGGACCCACUGGGGGCUUCAACUGGAGAGAGACCUUGCUGCAAGAAUAAACCAUGCCUGUGAACGAGAAGAAAAGGCUCUUUCUAGAAAGCCUUUGGGAGAAGUGUCUUUCUGUGUGUUUAGUAACAGUGGCAAAAUCUGCACCGCCUUGUAAGUGGGCAGCUCAGAAUAAUUUAGCAGAUUUCCUUUCAUGCUUUAAAGCUCUGAUGAUGAGACUGUGGGAAUGAGAAAGAGACUUGAUUCAGGGAUAAAAUUCAUUCUUUCUGGGUGCUUACCUAGCAAACAAGGCUUUCGAGACUUGUCUUCAUAAAUCAAGGCACCUGCUACAGAGAGGAUGUGUCCUUCCUUCCUUCCGUGCAUGGCUGAGGAGUCGGGUGCUCUUAAGGGAGCAGUCAGCCUGCUCUAAGGAAGAAUGCAAGAGGAGGGAGCAUGUCCAGAAUCCGGCUGGAGAGACACUGAGCUGCCGGUUUGGGGAUGGGAUUUUCUUUUUAACUCCGUGUUCCAGUUAGGCGAAGCCAAGCUGAGGAAUUCUUUUAAGGUUAUUAGAAGACAUGCCCCUGCAGAGAGUUGUUCUUAGAUUACACAUCAAAUUCUACCCUCACUAUGACCCACACACCAGUGCUGCCGGCUCCAGGCACCUGCUUGACAGCUCCCAUCUACCCUGGUAACUACCACCACAUUUUCUCUAGAACAGCUGGCUACAGCUUUUUGCUACGGCCCUUCCCCCUCGCUUCUGUCUGUGAAAUGGGGAGACCAGGCCCUUUUGGAUACUCAGGAGGGAGAUCAACGUGUGAAGUAUUCAAUGGUGGGAGCAAAGAACUUGCAAAAUAUAAAGAGCGACCUGGAAUUAUCCAUGUUACAGCACUUCCAAAUCACCAUGAUUUGCUCGUCUCUGCCCCCAGAGUCUAGACUGUGGUGACUGGUUAAGGAUGUUGACCAUUUGAAAGCCUGUAUGUUCGAUCCAUUGUUUGAGUCAGCAAGAAGCUCGUUCCUGUGCAAUAUGGACGUCUUUACAAACCACACCAAGGGUCAGGUCUCUGUACGUACACUUAGAGUACUUGUCACUCCUGGCAGAGCAUCACAAUGCGUCAGUUCCACCAGGGAUGUAUAAAGAGUCAGGGAACUAAUUUAAAGGAUGACAGUCACGAUUGCUGUUUGUGCUGUCGGUUUUUUGUUUGUUUGUUUUUCUAUAACUUAAAAUAUGUAGGUAGGGCUGCUUAAGAAAAGGUGAGAGAACCACAUCGUGUGGUUUUUCGGCACACCUGCCUCCUCAAUUCAGAGGGAGUUUAUUUAAAAGAAAAAUAAAUGACAAUCAAACUAAAAACAUCAGUUAUCACGUGUAUUUAAUUGUGUGACUAGCUGACUGUUGGCAACAGACAAUGGUCUGGUGCGGUAAAGUUCACUCUGUAGACCAUGUGUGCAGAUGAGAUCCCAGACAUGUAAAGAAACAGUGUAAAACAAAUCAAUAUACGUUGUAGCACUGAAUAAUACAUAUAAAACCCAGUAUAUCAAAAUAGAUCUAGGCUUCUGUUUGAAACUGGAAUUUGAGGAUUCCUAAAAAGAGGAAGUGAAAGGAUGCUGGCUAUGUAUGUUAAUCAGCAAGAGGAUGACAGUUGGGUGUUUUGGGUUUUUUUUUCUUUUUGGCCACUUAGACAACUAUGUCAUGAAUUUCAGAUUUUAAGAAACAAACUUGAUUUCUUCUAGCAUUGCACAAACACUGAUCCAGCUACUGGGUAUAAAAAUACUCCAUGCUGAUACCAUUGAGUAAUAGAAAUGUUUUAACCUUAAAAAUGGGGGAAAUAUUCCCAUUAAAACGUUCUAAGAAAAAUCACAUUUCGGCUGAUGUAAUGUCACUGCUCUUCUUUCUUUUAUCUGUAAUGAAAUGAAUCUACUGUUUAAUCAGAUCUGUAAUGUUUAUUAGAUUCUCCACAGAUUUUCAUGGACUUCCAAUGUUCGGAAUAAUGCUUGAACACCUUACAACUGAUUUCCUUGCAAACUGUAGCUGCGUGUUUGGGCAGCGUCUGUACCUGAACAGAACAAAGUUCAGGAUAGGUUAUCCUCUCCCUCCCUCUUGGCUGUCUUGGUCCUAUGACGACCUGACAGGCCAGUUUAGCUGCUCGACAAGCCACCGUCCUUAGCACAAUACGGACAGAGCCUUAGGCUGUCAUCUACAUGAGCAGGAGGCAGAGAUCUGAAAUCAUUUGCUGAACAAUUUAGGUGGAAAACCCUGAAUUAAGGAGUUUGUUCCUCUGCUUUCAUUAUCCAGAUUGUUUAUCGAAAUGGCCUGAAUGAUCUGAAUUCACAUUAAAUUCUUUUCAGAUAUUCCUAUUUUAAAAACUAAGACUCCAACAGAGAAGUUCUUUGAAAAUCAUGUUGAAUCUAUGUGUAAUAAAAGGAAUGCACAAGUGUAUUACAUGAUUUCGUUUUCAUCCAAAAAUUCUAGGUUGACCUCACAACCUGAACUUCAGCUUGGUUCUUUUUGAUCUGAGGCUGAUGCUUAUUAAGAACAAAUGUUGGGGGCGGGGAAGAGAGAGAAGGAAGGAAGGAAGGACGGACAUCAAGAUAAGAAGAACCAAAUGUUUCUUGCAGAGGGGAAUUUCUUGGUUUUUUUUUUUUUUUAACGUAGAAAGUUGUCUGAAACGGAGAUGAAAUUAGCUAAAGGCUUUAAUCUGGGACUGAAACUCUGAAACGGUUUGCUGCUGGUGCAAGUGUGCCCCAUCAAUCCGCUAAUGCCCCAGUAUUAUUCAUAGGUAGGACUUUGGUUUCGGUGAUUUUAACAUGCCACAUCUAUUCCUUGUGGACUGGAAUAAUUGGCACAUUUUAAUGCACAAGCUGGGGGUCUCACUUUCCCAGGCCCUCUUCUCCAUCACUGCAUCCGUAGCUAGGAGCUUAUUGCUUUACCCCAGUGUGGAGUUAGAAUACAGUGUUUUCCAUUACAUUUAGAUUCAUAGAAUCUGAAUGGCUGAUUAAAUGGCCAUCUGAUGGCUGAAAGAGGGGGGUAUUUUUCACCCUGUAGUGAAAGGCUUGGAGGAAUUUCUACUUUUUAUUUGAAUUAUACUUUAACCAAAGAAUUAUUUUAAAAAUAACCUUAUAUUUAAAAGAUGAUUUUGCAGAAAAUAAAAAAUAAAAAGACAAAAAAUACUAUCUCCUGGAGUGAUGUCGGUUUGGUAAAUCAUCGUGGAUAAUUUUCUUGCCUUUUAGGCUGAUGUGGUCAUUUUCCUGUCAGUGGUAUUUGGAUGCAUAUACAGCGCCAUCCAACUGCGCUUAGCAUUACCAUAAAUGUAUCUUUUCCACUCAACUAGCUGUGUUCGUAUUAAAGGAAGUCUUCUAUUCCAAUUACCUAGCGUCACUGGGAACUAAUGUGAAGAGCUGCAGUAAGAGAAGUUCCUAUCUCAUUGUCUCUGUAGAAAAGCGUCCCUGUGUAGCAAAAGGGAGGCAUUUCUCCGUAACCUAGGCACUCUGCAACUCCAGUGUUUAAUUUGAAAGCAGUGAUGAAUUGCUCUUUUGAAUCAACUCUGAGUAAUGCUUGUGUUCGAAUACAGAUGAACCUCCCUCCCUUAAUUUUCACAGGCAGAGUCACAACUGUACCGUGUCCGCACGAACUCAGAUAAUGAGGCACGGGGUUAUUUGCAUUUAAAUUGUAGUCCUGCACACGUAUGAGAACUAAGAGGCGCGAGUCUAGUCGGGCUGCCUUGCCGAGGGGAAGAGACUGGCCUUGGAGGGUAGGGAAAAGAGCAUUUAACGUCUACUUAGGUUAAUAUUCACUUUACAAAGGUGAUGGGGGGAUAUUUUGUUCAGUGAUGGCAGAUGCUUUUCAUGUUUAAACAUAGGCUUCAAAUUGGAUUUGUUUCUCUUUAACACUUCAAAAUAAUGAAUUUUUCCUAGGGAAGUAACUAGCUAUAAUGAAAAUUCGAGGGAAGGAAAAAAAAACGCCACUAAAGACAGAGGAAAUAACUUGAUCUUUAAAUAUGGAUAAUAUUAUGUUCCGCAUGUGUAAGUUUAAAAUUAUAGUGAGGAGUAGUCAAACUUAAGGUACAAUCAGCUCUUACAAAUGUCUUACACAGUACCACUUAGCUGCCAUUACCCACACAAAAAUCAGGAUUUUGCAGCUGUUUAACUGUUCUUGGACUCAGUACAGGAUACAUAUGUAUAACGGGAAACGUGUGCUGGUUCUUUCUCUGAUGGGAAUGCCAUCCCAAAAGCAUUUCGGUUAUGCAUAGACCAUUCUCAACCUGCUGUUUUUAGAGGCAUAUCGGGUUUUUUUCUCAUUUAUAAGGCUAUUGUAUCUUUUUUUAUUCUUACUCUAUGUGAUUCAGGUGUAUUUAUUUGAAGAAAAAAGUUUGUCAUUACGAGAAGGAAAACCACACCGAAUUGUAUCGCCAAAUCCCUUGUAAACUGCCUGUGGCGUCUGCGCUUUCCUGGCUGUGCGCUCUUCCGCCGCUACCGCUCGGGACCAUUGUAAUUAGAUCACUCCAUUCCACGAGCAUCUCCGUUUAAGUGGUUCGCAGAUGAUUUAAUAAAGAGGAACUGUGUCCUCAGUCAAUCCGGA